Molecule: messenger RNA, 1295 nt
Organism: Spirodela intermedia
Lineage: Eukaryota; Viridiplantae; Streptophyta; Magnoliopsida; Alismatales; Araceae
Source: the annotation of a GenBank genome assembly
AUGUGCUUGAACUCGUUUGACAUUAAUACUGUAGUUUGGGAGCUUAUCAAUAUAUUUUAUUUUAUUCCACUUAGCAUUCACUGAUGCAGCGGCAGCCAAUGGCUCUCUCUCUCUCUCUCUCUCUCUCUCUCACACACACACACACACACACACACACACACACACUUAUCGUUAUCAUCCCUUGCCUUCCUCCAUUAUUCCACAUGACUAUCUCCCUCUAUUCUCUCCCUCUUUCAAUAUCAUUGCCCAUAGAAUUAUCGACAUAUCAAGAAGGGUCUUAGCACAUUUCCAGUCGGGCUUGGACCACUUGAAGGGAUGGUCCCGGCGCAAAGGCCCAAAAAUUAAUUUCAUAAGUGCGCAUAUUUGGCCACAUUGUUUGAGAAUGUCAAUUGGACGGGCCUGGGCCGAACCUAACCAAACCUAAAGCCGAGCCUAGAGAUCCUGGUGCUCGGACUUCGAUUGGAUUCAAAAUGUGGGCCGAAGUUUUACCUUGGUCAGUGUCUGUGGUGACAAAGCUCAACCUAGUGUUGACCGGGAUAGGCCGAGCAUUGACAUAAUCUUGAUCUGUGAACAUGGAUACACCACCUCCCUCUCGCCGCAGUCCAAGAUCUGUAGUUCGUUCUCCAGAAGAGUGUAUUUCUUCUGGUUGAUUUCUGUUCUUCUCAGAUAAACUGUUUUGCUUCAUAAAACCUGACUAUUUGGGACAUUUCUGAAUACAUUCAGAAACUUUGGUUUUUUCUUCCAAGUAUUUAAGCUUUUCGCGCUUUUGUAUACAAAUUUCGGGGCCUUUUUUGGGGCCUAUAAGGAAGAAUAUAAGAUUUCCCGCAUUUUUUCAAUAUCUUCUUGAAGGCAUUUCUUUUCUGGAAUGCAUCUCCAUUCCACCGUGUUUAGUCAAUUCGAGGUAGAUAAAAACACGUAAUUUGGCAUCAAAUCAUGCUAUUUUUGGGUGGAACAUGUGGCUGCCGUGGUCUUUCUGGAUUCGGUCGGCCGAUUUCAUCCCUCAUAUGCGAUAGUUUGGGAGGUCGGUGGAAGCUACUGAUCAACCUCUUCCGUUCCAUGAAUGUAGGAGGAAAUAGUGGGCGGCGGAGGAUCAGGAAGAUUCGUUCUAUCAUCACCGCGCCCUACACAUCCUGCGGCCAUUUGCUGGUGUCCACGUGAGAGUUGACUCAACGAUUCGUCAUCUUCCACUGGUCGCCGUCGCAGUGGGGAAACCCGGAGGGACAGCUCUCCGUUGUGGCCAGCCCGCUGGCCAUAGAUUGCCGUUGAGCUCCCCAUUAAUUCCCCCGGUGGAGUAA